UCUCCCAGCGUCUUCCUUCCCCCAAAGCGGACUUGAACUUCAACCAAGAUUUGCACAGAGCGCAAAGAGAACCUUACACUCAGGCGGUCUCGUAUAGUCGAAGCAAGGAGAGGUUGACCAAGGAUGGCUACAGAUGGGAGUGACUAUGAACGGGCGCCAUCUCAAACCCUCCCCAGCUGGAAGUUCCAUGCCGUCGAAUACCCCGGAUAUGUGAAGAACUUUGACAACGUGCUCAAGACGCUCGGCGGGUCCGAAGCAAUAGAAAAGGCUUUCGCCAACGACCUUAACGUGGUGGAGCUUCGGUACCGGCCAGAAGAUCCAUUCUCACAUCCCAUAAACGGAGAAAUUAUUCAAACGUCAAAUAUCUUGCUGGGAGUCACAAUCCGACGGAAACGCAAAAGGACGGGAAGUGCUGCUGGAGCGCAGGAGCCGGUGGAUCCGUCCCAAAUUACGACGAGAUUUAUGGGGACUAUUACAAAGACGUGUCGCUUCCGAGCCAUCGCUGAUUAUCAAUGGACACCUGAUCCGCACGACCCGCUUGUCAAGCUGAGACGGGAUAUGCAAGUUCUGGACAUCGAGGGAAUCGAGAAAUUCGUCCCAGCGAGGGAUAGAGGGCCACAGGAAAACUUGAGGAAUAUGCCUCCGCCCGCGUUCUCACGGAUAGAAUGGCCGUUUGACUAUGGAUACCGACAGAACAUCGCGGUGGUGAAGGUUCUGGUUCGCAAGGAAGGCCAGUCCCCUCAAAUGAAACUCCUAAACCGUUACGAAAGCGUCAAAUUCACCGCUGUCUUCGCGGAUGCUAGCAAACGUAUAGUUCCCACCAAACCACCAAAAACCGCAUCGCUGGCUGGGAUCCCCGCCGAAGCGCUCACCCUCAUGCAGCAACUCUUCGAGCAGCGACCUUGCUGGACGCGGCUUGCUAUCACCAACAACCUCCCGGCUAGAUAUCGCCCUCUGAUCAAGAAACUCCUACCCCUUUAUGCUUACUCAUACAUGGCAGGGCCCUGGAGAGAUACGUGGCUGAGAUAUGGAUACGACCCGUGGAAUGAUAAAGAAGCGAGAUUCAGUCAAAUCAUUGACUUGCGGUUCAUGAAGCCGACAAAAGCUGCUUCGAGUUUGAGAGCCAAACGAUUGAUUGGUGUGAUGGAACCGAGCCAUUUAGUGGUGAAGCGUACGUUGGGGCCAACUGCCCAGGACCUGGCGGCCGAUCGGGCUGAGGACGAUCCUCCCGCACCCGAUACACAUAUCUUCGACGGCAUACGCACCCGUGACACGGGAACCUUCACCCUAAACGAUAUCACGGAUCCGGACAUCAUACCUCUCAUAAACACGACCCGACGCCUUCGAAGCAGAUGCCACGACCGCGACGGCUGGUUCCGCAAAGGCCACAUCGACCUAAUCCGCGACCUCAUGAAACGAAAGAUGAAAGUCGCACUCGGCAAGAUCCCGUCGUUCGAGUUCCAUUGGGACGAUAACGAAGGGGACAGCGAGCCUGAUAUCCCGUCCGACGACGAACGUACCACACCGAACGUGAUGGAAGUCGAGAUGAUGGCUGAUGCGGGUGCGGGGUUGAGUGAGGAGACGCAGGAUAAGGUUAAGAGCAAGGUGGGCGAGCUCAUGAAAUCGCUGCAAGCGGCACAGAUGGGCGAGAAUGCAGUGGAAGAGGAUCAGGAUGAAACUGACCAACAUGAAGAUGAUGCCGAUUUUGAUUACUAUGAUGCUUUUGGUGAUGAUGAUGAGGAUGAAGACAUAUAAUGAUUUGCCUUGGAAGGGCCGUUUCAUCCACCAUUCUUCACCUCGUCAGGUUUUCGGCGGAAUGAUGCCCUCGGCUGAUGUCCCUUUCCAGUGUCCAAAUAUAUAUAGUGUAGCACUUUCAUUGAGUAGAUUCCGUAGGAUAGCUCGGAUAUCAAAUGUCGCAUCUGCAUUUUGAUACCGCUUCGUGGAGAAAAGAUGCAACAUUGGAAGUGGGACCUUCCACUUCAGUUAGUGUUUCCGUUCAUGUCCUUCCUCGGAGACGGAUGUCUUCUAAGCUCUCACGCUUGAGCCUUCACACAAAGAACUUCAUUAUCCCUUCAUCUCAGCGACGAAGUAGACUUGGCUCUGCUUUCGUUUCAGCCUCCUGCUUCUUUGCCUUUGGGGUCCUGUUUUGGGGUUUGCCAGGAGGUCUGGUAUUGAC
Molecule: messenger RNA, 2176 nt
Organism: Fimicolochytrium jonesii
Lineage: Eukaryota; Fungi; Chytridiomycota; Chytridiomycetes; Spizellomycetales; Powellomycetaceae
Product: RNA polymerase III transcription factor IIIC subunit-domain-containing protein
Exons: 11
Coding region: 124-1755 (543 amino acids)
Biological process (GO): transcription initiation at RNA polymerase III promoter
Cellular component (GO): transcription factor TFIIIC complex
Source: RefSeq, a predicted model, not a curated record